UACUUUUAAUCUAUAAACAUUUCCUAUAUUAUAUCCAAUUAUUCAUGAAAGAUCUUUUCCACCUUUAAUUUUAAUUCCAUUUAUUUCUGUAAUAAUCUCACCCAAUUUAAGUCCAGCUUUUCCCCCAGGUCCUUCCUAGUUAACUUUAAGUAUAAAAGCCCCUUAUACAUCAGAAUCUUAAGUCCAUUUAACAGAAAUACCUACAUAAGGUUUUCUGACACUUUUUUUUUCUAAAUAUUAUUUCACAAUUCCAUAUAAAUGAUUGCAAGGAAUUGCUAAUAAAUGAGAUUUAACAAAAUUAUUAGGAACAGGAUAAUUCAUUCCUAAUAUAUUCCCUUCUUCGUCAACUAUAGAACCGCCAUACAUAGAUGUAUAUUUAUUUUAAAUAUUUGCCAUUAUAAUUAGUGAUUAUGCUGAAAAAUCAAAAGCUUAUUCUGAACUUAGAUUGUUUUCGUUAAUAAUACCUUGUUCGAAAAUAUUAAAGUCUAAAUUUGAUUUUCCUAUUUAAUAUAUUCUUGUUCCUAAAACUGGUAUUUAAUCUGAGAUUUUUCCUUUUCUAAAAGGUAAUUAUUAACUAGUAUUUUAUCUUUGAAUUUAACAUAUAGAUAUAUUUUCAUUUUCUACAUGGUAUUCCACUAUAAAAUUAAAUGAUACAUCAAAAUCCGAUCUCAUUGAUUUGACAUAAUAUUGGUUUGAAUUAUUAGUUUCGCCAGAAUCAAAUAUAUUUGAAAUUGUUACAAAUCGCCCCUCAUCGUCUAUUGAUAUACCCGUAGCUAUUGGUU
This is a messenger RNA of Ichthyophthirius multifiliis, 782 nucleotides long. RefSeq lists its product as hypothetical. The transcript has a single exon. Lineage: Eukaryota; Ciliophora; Oligohymenophorea; Hymenostomatida. The record is from RefSeq and is a predicted model, not a curated record.